Messenger RNA from Liolophura sinensis, 477 nucleotides. Its product is annotated as G patch domain-containing protein 4-like. The record is from RefSeq and is a predicted model, not a curated record. The transcript has 3 exons. The coding region runs from base 1 to 477 and encodes 158 amino acids. NCBI's taxonomy places the organism in Eukaryota, Metazoa, Mollusca, Polyplacophora, Chitonida, Chitonidae.
AUGGCAGAAAAGGGAAAUAGAGAGAAACUCUUUAUUGAGAAAGUUUUGAAGAGAAUCCACCCAGCACCAGAAAGUGACAUUGAAUAUGAUGGUGAUGGAGAUACAGAAAAUAGCCAAGAGAACCCUCCCUUGAAACAUUAUACAGUACUUCCUCCACCCCCAGGCAUCAACCUGACAGAUUUGAUUGUGGAAAAGAAGCACAAGGACAUAGAUCACUCAGACACGGCUUCCUCAAGUUCAGACUCUGAGAAAGAUUCAAUUCAAGCAAGAAAAAGGAGGAGACGGAAGAGACGCGCCCCUCAACCUGACUCUGAUGACAAGAAACAGACAGAGCAGUUGGAUCAGAAAGAGGAAAGACACGAGCCAGCUGAGGUUUUUUCCAAGAACAAAAAGAGAAAAUUGAAAAAGAAACGAAGAAAAGCUACCCUUCAGCAGAAGUCAUAUCCAUCAACAUUUGUCUAUGAACACCAGGAAUAA